ACUGUCAGAAAAGAAAAUAAAUAAAGAACAGCAUAAGCAGUAUAACAGUUAACACUUUGUUUCUAAUUUGAUGAUACUUAACAGAAUUUUUCAAAUAACAUUCCCAUGGAGAACUCUAAAUUAAUCUAUGCUGGGACUUGUCAAAUAUCCUCUUUAGAAGACAUGAAACUUGAAAUUAAGGAGGAGAAUGUGUUGGAGUCGACAUAUUCACAAGACGUUAAGUCUGAAUAUGCAGAUACAAUUAGUGAAGCUUCUGGAGCAACGUUUAAGUUUCCAAAAGUUGAACAAAAGACCGAAAUAAAUUGUGAAGCAGGACUGAACAUUAACCAAUACUAUCCCUUUGAAAACUAUUAUUUGAAUACAUGUAUAGACCUUGGCGAUUUUAAAGCUGAACAGACCAAGGAGUACACUUUAUCUAAAACGUUAGUUGAGAAUGGAGUUAAAAAAAGAAAAAGAAAGUUUACAAUAUCUUAUGUCCAUAUAAAAAAAUGGUUAACCCAUGUAAAUACAAGAAAAAAUAAUAUAUGCACCUGUAUUAUCUGUGGAGAAAUUUGUAUAGGAAUGUCAAAGCUUUUUUGUCACUUCUACAUCUACCAUUAUAUAAAGAAAACCCAGAAAAAGAAGACAAUCACGCAUGACUCAGAAACCUUGUCCUUUGAAUCUCUGCGAAAGAAAAAUAAAGAAGAAUUACUGGAAUCCUAUUACGAAAAGAUCUACACGUUUGAUAAAAUUGAACGUUCAUAUAGUUGUAAUGUGUGCUUGCGAAAGUAUAACAAAGCUCACAGGAAGUCACAUUUGAUUUGGCACACGGAAGAAUGCAGAGUUCAAUGUGAAGUAUGUUGUAGAGGCUUCCAUGCCGAAUCAUACUUCAAAAAACACCUCUGUGAACCCACAAGAGAAAAAAGUUUAGAGUGCGAAUAUUGCUUUAAGAAAUACGUAACUAGCAAGCAGUUGGCCAUUCAUAUGGGUAAGCACACUGGAGAAAAACCAUAUAAAUGUUCAAUUUGUCCAAUGCAGUAUUCAGGAAAAUGGGCUCUGGAAGCGCAUAUGGGAGUCCAUACAGGAAAAAAAUUGUUUAAAUGUAAUAUAUGCUUUAAACUCUUUACUCAUAAUUUUAGACUUAAGAAGCAUUUACGCCAACACGCUGAAAACGGCCCUUCAACUUGUACGAUAUGUUUAAGAAGAUGUACGAGUAAAAGUAAGAUGAAACAACAUAUGAAAGUACAUAAUAUACAAAAUUCUGUCCAAUGUGAUGUAUGUUUUAGGAUUUUUGCUCGGAAGUGUGACUUGAAUAAGCAUUUACCGAUACACACUGACCAUAAACCUUUCCAAUGUGAUAUUUGCUCCAAGACUUUUAGAAAAAAGGGUCAAUUGAAAAUACACUCUUACAUACAUCGCACAGAAAGACCUUUUUCCUGCCCGCUCUGCUCCAAACAGUUCAUAUUGAACUGUUUACUCAAGAAACAUAUGAAUCUACAUAAUGGUGAUAAUCCACUGAUUUGUACAUUAUGUUCGCGAAGUUUUCCGACAGAAGAUGCACUAAAACGUCAUCAGCGUGUACAUAAUGGUGAGAAACGUUACGAAUGUGACAUAUGUUUCAAGGUAUUUACGCAAAACUGUAACUUAACCAAACAUAUGCUCAUACACACAGGCGAAAAACCAUUCAAAUGUGAUAUAUGUUUCAAAUCUUUUAGACAAAACUGUCAAUUGCAGCAACAUGCCUACGUUCACGGCGGAAAAAAACCUUUUUCUUGCUCAGUGUGUUCUAAACAGUUUUCCUUGAAGUGUAUGUUGAAGAAACAUAUGUGUUUGCACACUGGAGAAAAUCUUUUAAAAUGUGAAAUAUGCUCUAAACAAUUUGCAUAUAAUUCUAGAUUGAAAAAGCAUAUGAAGAAACACGGUUUACCCGUAGAUCUCAAACCUGCUCCAGCAAAACCUAUACGUGAAAAAACUAAAGAAACAGAAGAAAAAUCCUUCAGCUGUGAUAUUUGCACGAAAUCUUUUAGAAAAAAGCCGCUUUUGCAGCAGCAUAUGCUCGUACAUAAUGGAAAAAGACCUUUUUCAUGCACAAUCUGCUCGAAGAAGUUUACAUACAACUGUCAACUGAAGAACCACAUGCGUGUACACAGUGGAGAGAAACCCUUCAAAUGCAACCUCUGUUCUAAACAGUAUACAUCAAAUGAGAAUUUAAAGACGCAUAUGCUGAACCACUCCGGUGACACACCAUUUAAGUGUCACACUUGUCCCAAUGCAUUUAGAACAAAAACUCAAUUGAAAAAACACAUUUGUCCACACAACGGAGAAACUGCAAUAUUAGAAUCGGUGGAAGUAAAUAGUUCUUAAUUUUUAAUGGUACUGUAAUGUUUUCAUUUACAGUCUUUUAAUUUAUUAUUAGAAUGUUCUAAAUACUUAUUUAUUUUAUCUUUAUUAUUUAAAUAAAAGAGAACAAAGGUU
Molecule: messenger RNA, 2454 nt
Organism: Diabrotica balteata
Lineage: Eukaryota; Metazoa; Arthropoda; Insecta; Coleoptera; Chrysomelidae
Source: the annotation of a GenBank genome assembly